AAUCUUUUCUAUCCUAUGUGGCAGUCACAUGCGGAAUUCCACGUGUACAUAUGUUUCUUUGAAAUUCCAGUCUUAACUAAUCUUAUUGGUUCUCCGCUGACCAUGGCUGACCUCCCGCCAUACCCUCCCAUCGAACCCACUACCUUCGACCUCAUCGUCAUCGGCACCGGCCUCCCCCUAUCCAUCAUUUCCGCUGCAGCUUCUGCCCUCGGAAAAUCCGUCCUUCACCUCGACUCCAAUACCUUUUAUGGCACUCACUUCGCCUCUCUCUCCAUCGCCGAGCUCUCCUCCUUUCUCCAGAAUCCCCCUCCUCCCCCACCACAAACUGGUAGGGAUACCACCUUCGUCAAUCUCACCACCCGUCCCUUGUAUUCCGAUCUCGAUAUUUCCAAUUUUGCCCCUGACCUCCUCGCCGAGCACUCUAGGAGUUUCCAUCUCGAUGUUUCAGGGCCUAGGGUUUUGUUCUGCGCGGACAAGUCCAUUGAGUUUCUGCUGAAAUCGGGAGCCAAUCAGUACCUGGAGUUCAAGAGCGUGGACGCCAGUUUCAUGGGAGAUGGAACCGGGGCAUUGUGGAGUGUGCCGGAUUCGCGGGCGGCCAUUUUUAAGGAUAGGAGCUUGGGAUUGCAGGAGAAGAAUCAGUUAAUGAGGUUCUUCAAGCGGGUGCAGGAGCACCUGCUUUCUUAUGCUGCUGAAGAGGAAGAAGAAACUUCUUCCAGGAUUGCAGAGGAAGAUUUGGAGAGCCGAUUCGUUGAAUUCCUUGAGAAAAUGCGGUUGCCCCACAAGAUUAAAUCGAUUAUUUUGUAUGCAAUAGCCAUGUCAGAUUAUGACCAAGAGAAUAUUGAGGAUUGUAAAUACGUGCUCAAGACAAGAGAUGGGAUAGAUCGUUUAGCUCUCUACCACGCAUCUAUCGGCAGGCUUCAAAAUGCUCCGGGGGCUUUGAUUUAUCCCAUGUAUGGACAAGGUGAACUACCGCAAGCCUUUUGUCGUCGUGCUGCUGUCAAAGGUUGCAUUCACGUACUGCGAAUGCCAGUUACUUCUUUGCAUCUAGACAGGGAUAAUGGAUGUUUUAAAGGCAUUAGAUUAGCUUCGGGCCAGGAUAUAUUUAGCCAGAAGCUGGUCCUUGACCCAGCCCUUACAGUUCCACUGUCAUCAGCUUCUUCUUUGGUCGGCCAUCAACAUGUAAGUCUCAAAGAUUGUAGUGGGAAGGUUGCUAGGGCAAUAUGCAUUACAAGGAGGGCCUUGAAGCCAGAUAUAUCAAAUUGCCUGGUCAUAUAUCCUCCUAGAUCCUUGCACCCGGAUCAAACUACUUCAAUCAGAGUUCUCCAGAUAGGGCGAAAUCUAGCUGUUUGUCCUCCAGGCAUGUUUGUGUUGUAUCUUUCAACUUUGUGUGAUGAAGGCAAUCAAGGGAAAGAAUUACUUCGUUUAGCCAUUAAUACAUUGCUUACCAUUCCUGCUCCUGUAAAUCCUGAUGGUAACUCUUCGGUAGAGUGUGAAAAUAGUCACAACAAAGAAGUACGGUCCACUUUGCUUUGGAGUGCAUUAUAUGUUCAGGAGCUCAGUAUGGUUGAACAUGAUUUUAUCAGUUCUGCUCCAAUGCCAGAUGGGAAGUUGAGCUACAACAAUCUUUUAGAUGCUACUUUGAAGCUCUUUCAGAAAAUCUAUCCGGAUGAAGAGUUUUUCCCAGAAACUGACUUGCCUGACAAUUCCGAGGAGGAAGGUGGGCUGGGCCUAGAGACAUGAGAGUUACUUUGUUCAGCUAAAGUGUUUUAAUUCUCAAUAAACAAGGAUUUGGCUCAGGAGAUCGUGAUGAUUUCCGGUGCUUUUGGAGUAGGCACAAUCCUCAAGCACUAGAAAAGUUAUUAAACCCUCAUUUUCUUGUGAAACCAUUUAUGAAUUUUGAACUGGUUGGGCAUGUUAUUUAGAAGGCGACAGCUUUUUUAUGGCACAUCAUUGUCUUAUGGAAUGAAUCGAGGGUUUAGUAUUUAUAGUG
Tripterygium wilfordii is the source of this 1990-nucleotide messenger RNA. RefSeq names its product rab escort protein 1-like. The transcript has 9 exons. The record is from RefSeq and is a predicted model, not a curated record. Gene Ontology annotation, biological process: protein geranylgeranylation; intracellular protein transport; vesicle-mediated transport. Gene Ontology annotation, cellular component: nucleus; Rab-protein geranylgeranyltransferase complex; cytosol. Lineage: Eukaryota; Viridiplantae; Streptophyta; Magnoliopsida; Celastrales; Celastraceae. The coding region runs from base 16 to 1740 and encodes 574 amino acids. Gene Ontology annotation, molecular function: GDP-dissociation inhibitor activity.